Anopheles cruzii is the source of this 1644-nucleotide messenger RNA. RefSeq lists its product as uncharacterized. Lineage: Eukaryota; Metazoa; Arthropoda; Insecta; Diptera; Culicidae. The transcript is spliced from 2 exons. Gene Ontology annotation, cellular component: cytoplasm. Gene Ontology annotation, molecular function: zinc ion binding; ubiquitin conjugating enzyme binding; ubiquitin protein ligase activity. The coding region runs from base 1 to 1644 and encodes 547 amino acids. Gene Ontology annotation, biological process: multicellular organism development; proteasome-mediated ubiquitin-dependent protein catabolic process. The record is from RefSeq and is a predicted model, not a curated record.
AUGGAACCCGGGAAGCCCGAUCUUGCCAGGGAUGAAGGGUCACCGGGGGCGGGUAAUCCCGUGGACCGUUCGGAGUCGGACCCGGACCGGGAGUCGCUCAGCCUGUCGUCGUCGUCGGUGUCGGGAUCAAGCAGCGUUGGUGGCUCCGGUUGCGGUGGCCCCGGGAAGUCCAGGCGUUACGUGUACGGCACGGGCACGGGCGGCUCGUUCAGCAUCACCCUCAAGCACUACGACAGCCUGGUGGGCGAGGUGAAGUGCCCGGGGUGUGCCGAGCCGAUGGACGGACCGAUCAGCAUGUGCCAGAGCGGCCACAGCAUCUGCGACGCGUGCCGUCACCAGUCCGGGACGGUGUGUCCUCUGUGCGACGCCCCGUUCACGGAGCUGCGCAACUACACGCUCGAGGCGAUCGCGUCCAAGGUGCAGUUCCCGUGUAAGAACGCAGCCCGAGGCUGCACGGUCCGGUUGCCGCUCCAGCUGCUGCGCUGGCACCGGGAACGGUGCGGCUACAAGCCGAUCGAGUGCUUCAUGGGCAAGGUGUGGGACGAGUGCCGCUGGCAGGGCUGUGCCCGUGACUUUGCGGCCCACUGCCUGGCGGAGCACGCCGACCGGGUGUACGAUGGGCCGCAGGUGACGCUGCACUGGGACUGCCAGGGCGACAGCCCCCGGAUCAGCGCCCGACUGCAGCUGGUCGUGGCGUAUUACGUCAUCCGGGCGUUCGAGGAGCUGUUCAACCUGUACCAGAUCUACGACCCCGACCGGCGCACCAUCCUGUGGACGGUGAUCUGCGCGACGAAGGAGCCGCGGGUUAGCGGCCGGUACACGUUCGAACUGGAGCUGUACUCGUCGGUCGAAAGCUGGAAGCUGCUGGUGCAGCGAUUUCCGUGCCACUCCGAGCUCGAGCAGGAUAUCCUGGCGGACUGGAACUGUGCGAAGCUGGCGCUCAGCGACGCCCAGCGCUUCAUGGCCGCCGACAAGGUUCUACACUAUCGGGUGCGAAUUCUGGAGGUAGGACCAUCGCGCAGCCGUAGCCUGGGAACGCUCGGGGACUCGGUGGAUCGGCUCGCACUGAUCGGCCCGUCGACCACCACCACGGAACAACGACCGUCCACCGACACCGACUUCCAGCACUGCUCCAGCACACGGAUUGAGAACGUCAACCUGAAGGCGGUGCCGGAACGCAACAUCAUCAGCCGUCAGGGUUCGCAGGUUGCUCAGGUCCCGUUGCUCCCGUCAUCCCCCAACGCGGACGACGACGACGACGAUGGCGUGUUUUUGCCCUACAUCGACGACGACGUUGCAGGGUGCCCCGCCGGCCUAAAGGGUGCCAUCUCUACGCCGAUCCUCCAUCGGGGCGCGUCCUACAGUCCGCCACCGCACAAACCGGCUCGGGCUGUCACGUUCGAGCAGCAUCCGCUACAGCAGCAGCUGCAGUUGGACCGUUUCAGUUGGCCAGCUGCCGAGGUGGCCGCCGACCGUGAGCGUGAGUCGUGUACAACACGAGCCGUCGUACCGAAGACGCCGGACCGCAACCUGACCAAAGGCACCACGGCGACGGCGACGGCGGCGGCGGCCGGGCUGUCAAAGUUUUAUCACGUCACCAGGGUCAAGGCGGCUAAGUUUCUCGAAAAGAAGAGGCUUAAAUGA